Molecule: messenger RNA, 763 nt
Organism: Bemisia tabaci
Lineage: Eukaryota; Metazoa; Arthropoda; Insecta; Hemiptera; Aleyrodidae
Gene: mRpL23
Product: mitochondrial ribosomal protein L23
Biological process (GO): mitochondrial translation
Cellular component (GO): ribosome; mitochondrial large ribosomal subunit
Molecular function (GO): structural constituent of ribosome
Source: RefSeq, a predicted model, not a curated record
AAGUAACAGUACAUACUUUAUGCUUGCGUCUUGCGUCUGAUUUUAGAUUUACAGAAACUUGACAUUCACAAUAAUUCUAAAUUUGUUCUAAACCAUUGUGUACUAGUGUAUCGUUAUUAUUAAAUCAAUUGAUAGUGCUUUAAAGGAAUCAUUAGUUGUCGAAGUGUCGUAGGUGAACUUUGAUCCAUCAUGUCGACACGAUGGUAUCCAAUAUACCAAAAAGGCAAUCCUCAGCUGCGCGUCUUUCUUCCCAACUACUGGAUGAAACUUGUCAAGCCUGAUGACAAGCAACCUCCAGAUGUGGUGCAGUUUCAGGUACCUACUGGUAUGUCUAAUCAUGAUAUCAAGAACUAUUUAGAAAAGAUUUACAAAGUACCUGUAGCAGAAGUACGAUCUGCAAUUGUUGCCGGCAAAUGUCGCCCGUGGCGUAAAAAUGCUUACAUCAUCAAAGAGGAUGACUUUCGCAGAGCAUACGUGAAACUUCAGCGAGGAACUACUUUUCAAUUUCCUGACAUUGAUGAGGUGGAUUCACAGUCUGAAACAAAGCGGAAAUUAGAAGCAUCUUCAGAGGAGGCGGCGCAGAACACUACUAGUUUUACAAACAAACAAGAUGGGGAAAGAUCUGGCAUUCCUUCCUGGUUCAGUAUCUAAGUAUGUCAAACAUUUUAUGUAUAUAUUUCCAAGGCAUUCAGUUUUAUGAGUUACUUGAAGAAUGUAUGAGUCUUGUUAGUUUUCUAUGAAUAAAUGGUUAUUGUGUUUCUAA